AUGCCUGCCCUGAUAGUGGAACGUAUUUUAAAUUCUCGAAUACUGGUGCUCACCUUCAUCAACUGCUGGGACGUGAAAUGGGCUACAAGAGUACAAGAUGUCUUCACCUAUGCAAAAUUGCUGGCCCUCUUCAUUAUUAUCGCCGCCGGAGCAGUGCAGUUGUGCAAAGAGGUCUCUCCUGAGAAUCAAUUACGCGGCGAUCCGCGUGGAUUGAAGAGCUCUUCUGCUCCACCAGCUCCAUCGCUCGCUGCCACCGGCAGACUUCACCCUCCUCCUCAUCUUCCACAUAAUUAG
Messenger RNA from Gryllus bimaculatus (two-spotted cricket), 294 nucleotides. The record is from the annotation of a GenBank genome assembly. Lineage: Eukaryota; Metazoa; Arthropoda; Insecta; Orthoptera; Gryllidae.